Molecule: messenger RNA, 666 nt
Organism: Corylus avellana
Lineage: Eukaryota; Viridiplantae; Streptophyta; Magnoliopsida; Fagales; Betulaceae
Product: Ribosomal protein L14p/L23e family protein
Biological process (GO): translation
Cellular component (GO): ribosome; cytosolic large ribosomal subunit
Molecular function (GO): structural constituent of ribosome; large ribosomal subunit rRNA binding
Source: RefSeq, a predicted model, not a curated record
AACCCUAGAUAGCCACCUAUAUAAAUGGCCCCGCAAAAACCCACGUCUCAUUCUGAGUCUCCCUUCGGCCGGCGAAAAUGUCGAAGCGAGGACGUGGAGGAUCAGCAGGUAACAAGUUCAGGAUGUCACUGGGUCUGCCAGUGGCAGCGACAGUGAACUGUGCUGAUAACACAGGGGCAAAGAACCUGUACAUCAUCUCAGUGAAAGGAAUUAAGGGUCGCCUCAACCGGUUGCCUUCUGCAUGUGUUGGUGACAUGGUGAUGGCGACUGUCAAAAAAGGGAAGCCUGAUCUCAGGAAGAAGGUCCUGCCUGCAGUCAUUGUGAGGCAGCGUAAGCCAUGGCGCCGAAAGGAUGGGGUCUUCAUGUACUUUGAGGAUAAUGCUGGUGUAAUCGUGAAUCCAAAGGGUGAAAUGAAAGGGUCUGCUAUUACUGGUCCUAUCGGGAAGGAGUGUGCGGAUCUGUGGCCUAGGAUUGCAAGUGCAGCGAAUGCCAUUGUUUAAAUGUUCUUACCAUCUUUGUUCAUUUUUGAAUCGAUGAUACUUAUGUUUUGGUAGUAGUAAGGUUGCAAAAUUUUACUGGAUUUGUUAUGUGUUUUGGACAUAAACUGCAUGGAGUUGGUGUUUGGAUUAUGGUAUCAUUUUAUUCUAGUUUCUUUUCUGAAGAGAA